This is a messenger RNA of Triplophysa rosa, 8517 nucleotides long. It is a transcript of the gene acaca, whose product is annotated as acetyl-CoA carboxylase alpha. Gene Ontology annotation, molecular function: metal ion binding; acetyl-CoA carboxylase activity; ATP binding. The transcript has 55 exons. Gene Ontology annotation, biological process: fatty acid biosynthetic process. Bases 217 to 7389 code for a protein of 2390 amino acids. Lineage: Eukaryota; Metazoa; Chordata; Actinopteri; Cypriniformes; Nemacheilidae. The record is from RefSeq and is a predicted model, not a curated record.
CCUGCGCAUCGCACCACCGUGAUGUUGCUGUCAAAGAGGUUGGAACUGCGGCGACAGUACCAGUGUUAUAUAGCCUAUUAGUCAUCACAGGAGGGAAGAUGUUCUUGAAUUAGGAGGACAUUCAUUCAACAGAUAUUUAAACGUCUGGUUAUACGCAUCAGAAUUGCUUACAGACUCUUUUCGCACGUGCUUGCAGCCUGGCAGCGUCGCCUACCCAUGGCAGAGCAGGACUCAGCGGAGAGUAAACCCCCAGCUGUAGCUGCGCUGCACUCUAAUUUCAUAGUGGGCUCCGUGUCUGAGGAUAACUCUGAGGAUGAGACUGCAGGAAAACUCGAUCUGCAGAUGGAGGACAAUCAGCGAUCUCUUUCACCCUCCUCUGUUAGUUCAGACAGCACUUACGAGAUGGGCUUCGACAGCCUGGAUGGUCCCUUGCACAAUUUGAGGCCUAGUAUGUCAGGACUUCAUCUUGUGAAGCAAGGCAGGGAUCGCAGGCGCAUCGACCUGCAACGAGACUUUACUGUGGCUUCCCCUGCCGAGUUUGUCACCCGCUUUGGUGGCAACAAAGUCAUUGAGAAGGUUCUCAUCGCCAACAAUGGGAUUGCUGCAGUCAAGUGCAUGCGCUCUAUCCGGCGCUGGGCUUAUGAAAUGUUUCGCAACGAACGGGCCAUCCGCUUUGUAGUCAUGGUGACCCCGGAGGACCUCAAGGCCAAUGCAGAGUACAUCAAGAUGGCUGAUCACUAUGUACCAGUGCCUGGAGGGACAAACAACAACAACUAUGCUAAUGUGGAACUCAUCUUGGACAUAGCUAAACGGAUUCCUGUUCAGGCGGUGUGGGCUGGUUGGGGCCAUGCCUCUGAGAACCCCAAACUCCCUGAAUUACUACACAAGAAUGGCAUUGCCUUCAUGGGUCCUCCUAGUCAGGCCAUGUGGGCUCUUGGGGACAAGAUUGCCUCCUCUAUUGUGGCCCAGACUGCUGGCAUCCCGACGCUACCCUGGAGUGGAACAGGACUGACUGUUGAGUGGACAGAGAAUGACCAGAGGAAUAGAAUCAUUAAUGUUCCUCCUGAGCUGUAUGAGCAGGGAUGUAUACAGGACGUGGAGGCUGGAAUGAAGGCAGCUGAGCAGGUGGGAUACCCGGUGAUGGUAAAGGCAUCUGAGGGCGGAGGAGGAAAAGGUAUCCGGAAGGUCAACAGUGUGGAAGACUUCCCCAAUCUGUUUAGACAGGUUCAAGCAGAGGUUCCAGGCUCUCCCAUCUUCGUGAUGCGUUUGGCCAAACAUGCUCGCCACCUGGAAGUGCAGAUCUUGGCUGAUCAGUACGGUAAUGCCAUCUCUCUGUUCGGCCGUGACUGCUCUGUUCAGCGGAGACACCAGAAGAUCAUCGAGGAAGCUCCUGCGACUAUCGCCACCUCUGAUGUCUUUGAGACUAUGGAGAUGUGUGCCGUAAAACUGGCUAAGAUGGUGGGCUAUGUGAGUGCUGGUACGGUAGAAUAUCUCUACAGUCAGGAUGGCAGCUUUUACUUCCUGGAGCUCAAUCCUCGUCUACAAGUGGAACAUCCCUGUACCGAGAUGGUAGCUGAUGUCAAUCUGCCUGCCGCCCAGUUGCAGAUCGCUAUGGGCAUCCCACUUCUCCGCAUCAAAGACAUAAGAGUCAUGUAUGGGAUGCAGCCAUGGGGAGACUCUCCUAUUGACUUUGAGGCACUCUCUACCACCCCCUCUCCACGUGGACACGUCAUUGCAGCUCGAAUUACCAGCGAGAACCCAGAUGAGGGUUUUAAGCCCAGCUCGGGUACCGUUCAAGAGCUCAAUUUCCGCAGCAAUAAGAACGUAUGGGGUUAUUUUAGCGUGGCGGCUGCUGGAGGCCUGCAUGAAUUUGCUGACUCUCAGUUUGGCCACUGCUUCUCCUGGGGAGAGAACCGUGAGGAAGCCAUCUCAAACAUGGUGGUGGCCCUCAAGGAGCUGUCCAUUAGAGGAGACUUCAGGACUACAGUGGAGUAUCUGAUAAAGCUUCUGGAAACGGAGAGCUUUCAACACAACACCAUCGAUACAGGUUGGCUUGACCGGCUCAUCUCAGAGAAGAUGCAGGCCGAGCGUCCUGACACUAUGUUAGGAGUAGUCAGUGGAGCUCUGCAUGUGGCUGAUGUUAACCUCAGGAAUAGUGUGUCCAACUUCCUGCAUUCACUGGAGAGAGGUCAGGUUUUACCUGCACACACGCUGUUGAACACGGUGGAUGUGGAGCUGAUAUAUGAGGGGACCAAAUAUGUCUUGAAGGUGACGAGACAGUCCCCCAACUCUUAUGUGGUCAUCAUGAAUAUCUCUUCAGCUGAGGUGGACGUUCAUCGGCUGAGUGACGGGGGUCUGCUGCUCUCAUAUGAUGGCAGCAGCUAUACCACAUACAUGAAGGAGGAGGUGGACGGGUAUCGCAUCAUUAUCGGUAACAAGACAUGCGUGUUUGAGAAAGAGAAUGACCCAUCACUCCUGCGCUCUCCAUCUGCUGGGAAACUCAUCCAGUACACUGUGGAGGAUGGCGGACACUUGUUUGCUGGACACUGUUAUGCAGAGAUAGAGGUGAUGAAGAUGGUGAUGACCCUAACGGCAUCAGAGUCUGGAUGCAUUCACUAUGUGAAGCGAGCAGGUGCAGUGCUGGAGCCAGGCUGUGUCAUCGGGAAGUUACAGCUGGACGACCCGAGCAGAGUACAGCAGGCAGAGCUGUAUACAGGAACGUUACCUACCGUUCAGUCUGUGGCUUUGAGAGGAGAGAAGCUUCACCGAGUCUUUCAUAGCACUCUGGAUCAUCUGGUGCACAUUAUGAAUGGCUACUGUCUUCCAGAACCUUUCUUCAGUGCCAGGCUGAAGGAAUGGGUGGAGCGUUUGAUGAAGACUCUGAGGGACCCAUCUUUGCCCCUGCUAGAGCUUCAGGACAUCAUGACAAGCGUGUCAGGCCGAAUCCCUCCUGCUGUAGAAAAGGCCAUUAAGAAAGAAAUGGCUCAGUAUGCCAGUAACAUUACCUCUGUCCUCUGCCAGUUUCCCAGCCAGCAGAUCGCCAAUAUCCUGGACAGUCAUGCUGCCACACUAAACAGGAAGUCAGAACGAGAGGUCUUCUUCAUGAACACACAGAGCAUUGUACAGCUGGUUCAGAAGUACCGCAGUGGCAUCAGGGGUCAUAUGAAGGCAGUAGUGAUGGACCUUCUCAGGCAGUACUUAAGAGUGGAAGUUCAGUUUCAACAUGGACACUAUGACAAGUGUGUGUUUGCCCUACGAGAGGAAAACAAAGGAGACAUGGCCAAUGUGCUCAACUACAUCUUCUCUCACGCGCAAGUAACAAAGAAGAAUUGUCUGGUCACCAUGUUGAUUGAUCAGCUGUGCGGCCGAGACCCCACACUGACGGAUGAACUCAUGGCCAUCCUUACAGAGCUCACACAGCUUAGCAAGACCACUAAUGCCAAAGUGGCCCUGCGUGCACGCCAGGUUCUUAUUGCUUCUCACCUUCCUUCAUACGAGUUGCGACACAAUCAAGUGGAAUCCAUCUUCCUGUCAGCCAUCGACAUGUAUGGACAUCAGUUCUGCAUUGAGAACCUGCAGAAAUUGAUCCUUUCAGAGACAUCCAUCUUUGAUGUGCUGCCAAAUUUCUUUUACCAUAGUAAUCAGGUGGUGCGAAUGGCUGCUCUUGAGGUGUAUGUUCGUAGAGCUUACAUUGCUUAUGAACUGAACAGCGUCCAGCACCGUCAGCUGAAAGACAACACCUGUAUCGUUGAGUUCCAGUUUAUGCUGCCCACAUCCCAUCCUAACAGAGGGAACAUCCCCACUCUUAACAGGAGAAUGUCUGUCCCACUACAGGAAUACAAAACUCCAGUUAUCGCAGCAAAUGAUAGCUUCGCCAAAGGGGCAGCGAGUGACUGUGCUGAGAAUGAGGAGAGGAUGUCCUUCUCUUCUAAUCUAAACCACUAUGGCAUGGUCCACGUGUCCAGUGUUAGUGAUGUUCUGCUUGACACCUCAUUCACUCCACCCUGUCAGCGCAUGGGUGCAAUGGUUUCCUUCCGCUCCUUCCAGGAGUUCACCAGGAACAUCAAGGAUGUGUUGAGCUGCUUCUCAGACUCUCCUCCAUCUACUCCAACCUUUCCUGAGGGCGGCAACCCUGUGCUGUAUGGAGAGGACGAUAACAAGAGCAUCCAAGAUGAGCCGAUUCAUAUUCUUAACAUUGCCAUAAAGACUGACAGUGACGUUGAUGACGAUGGACUGGCAGCCAUGUUCCGCGAGUUCACCCAAUCUAAGAAAUCUCUGCUGUUUGAGCAUGGCGUCCGAAGACUUACUUUCCUGGUUGCUCAGAAGGAUUUCAGGAAGCAGGUCAACUGUGAGGUGGACCAAAGGUUCCAUAGAGAAUUCCCCAAAUUUUUCACUUUCCGGGCUCGAGACAAGUUUGAGGAGGAUCGUAUCUACAGGCACUUGGAGCCUGCAUUGGCUUUCCAAUUGGAGCUCAACCGCAUGCGUAACUUUGCACUUACAGCUAUUCCCUGUGCCAACCAUAAAAUGCACCUAUACCUGGGAGCUGCCCGUGUGGAGGUGGGAACUGAGGUCACAGAUUACCGCUUCUUUGUGCGGGCCAUCAUCCGCCACUCUGACUUGGUCACCAAGGAGGCGUCGUUUGAAUACCUGCAUAAUGAGGCAGAACGUUUGCUGCUUGAGGCCAUGGAUGAGCUGGAGGUGGCCUUUAAUAACACCACAGUGCGCACAGACUGCAAUCACAUCUUCCUCAAUUUUGUUCCCACCGUCAUCAUGGACCCUUCUAAGAUCGAGGAAUCUGUGCGUUCCAUGGUCAUGCGUUAUGGCAGUCGUCUGUGGAAGCUUCGUGUGCUCCAAGCCGAGCUGAAGAUCAACAUCCGGCUGACUCCCACUGGAAAACAGAUCCCCAUCCGCCUCUUCCUGACAAAUGAGAGUGGGUACUACCUGGACAUCAGCCUGUACAAGGAGGUCACAGACUCCCGUACAGGACAGGUGGGGCACAAAGAUCGACAGAUUAUGUUCCAGGCAUAUGGAGAUAAGCAGGGUCCUUUGCACGGUAUGCUCAUCAACACCCCCUAUGUCACUAAAGACCUUCUGCAGUCUAAACGCUUCCAGGCCCAGAGCCUUGGCACCACCUACGUCUAUGACUUCCCAGAGAUGUUUCGUCAGGCUUUGAGGAAACUAUGGCAGUCCACGGACGCACACGCCGACUUGCCCAAAUGUCCUCUGCCAUCUGAGCUGCUCACCUUUACAGAGCUGGUUUUGGAUUCUCAGGGUCAGCUGGUACAGAUGAACCGUUUACCUGGAGGAAAUGAGAUUGGCAUGGUUGCAUGGCGGAUGACUCUCAGAACCCCAGAGUACCCGGCCGGUCGUGAGAUUAUUGUGAUCAGCAAUGACAUCACACACAAAAUAGGCUCCUUUGGGCCACAGGAAGACUUUCUGUUCCAGGAGGCUUCCUUGAUGGCAAGAGAAAGUGGCAUCCCACGAAUCUACAUCGCUGCCAACAGUGGAGCCCGCAUCGGCCUGGCAGAAGAAAUCAGACACAUGUUCCAUGUCGCCUGGCAGGACCCAGCAGACCCGUACAAGGGCUUUAAGUAUCUGUACCUCACACCUCAAGACUAUAAGAAGGUAUCUGCUCUGAACUCGGUGCAUUGUGAGCAUGUGGAGGACGAGGGGGAAUCUAGGUAUAAGAUCACUGACAUCAUUGGUAAAGAGGAGGGCUUGGGUGUGGAGAACUUGAGAGGUUCCGGCAUGAUCGCAGGAGAAUCAUCACUAGCAUACGAUAAUAUUAUCACCAUGAACCUGGUGACAUGCAGGGCUAUUGGAAUCGGCGCUUACCUAGUGAGACUCGGUCAGAGAACCAUACAGGUGGAGAACUCGCACAUCAUCCUAACUGGGGCUGGAGCUCUCAAUAAGGUUUUGGGUCGUGAGGUGUAUACCUCCAAUAACCAGCUGGGUGGAGUACAAAUCAUGCACAAUAAUGGCAUCACACACACCACUGUGUGUGAUGACUUUGAGGGAGUGUUUACCUUACUCCAGUGGCUGUCUUACAUGCCAAAGAAUACAUCUAGUCUCGUACCUCUGCUAGCUGCUAAGGAUCCCAUUGACCGGCUGGUGGAGUUUAUUCCCACCAAGGCACCUUAUGACCCACGCUGGAUGCUGGCGGGACGUCCCAGUCAGAGCACUAAGGGUGCAUCCAUGAGUGGAUUCUUUGAUCAUGGAUCUUUUAUGGAGAUCAUGCAGCCAUGGGCACAGAGUGUUAUCGUGGGUCGGGCCAGGUUGGGUGGAAUACCAACUGGAGUUGUUGCAGUAGAAACGCGAUCAGUGGAGUUAUCCAUUCCAGCAGAUCCUGCUAACCUAGAUUCCGAAGCCAAGAUCAUCCAGCAGGCAGGACAGGUGUGGUUCCCUGACUCUGCUUUUAAGACCGCACAGGCCAUUAAAGACUUCAACAGAGAGGGUCUUCCGCUCAUGAUUUUUGCUAACUGGAGGGGCUUCUCCGGCGGGAUGAAAGACAUGUAUGAUCAGGUGCUGAAGUUUGGAGCUUAUAUAGUGGAUGGACUGAGAGAGUACAGACAGCCGGUGUUGGUCUACAUCCCACCACAGGCUGAGCUCAGGGGAGGAUCCUGGGUUGUGAUAGACCCCACCAUUAAUCCGCGCCAUAUGGAAAUGUAUGCAGACAAGGACAGCCGUGGUGGAGUUCUGGAGCCUGAGGGAACAGUGGAAAUUAAGUUUCGUAAGAAAGAUCUGGUGAAGACCAUGAGACGAGUGGACCCGGUGUACAUGGGACUGGCAGAGAAACUGGGCACGCCAGAGUUGAAUGUAAGUGAGCGUAAGGAGCUGGAGGCUAAACUGAAAGAAAGAGAAGAGUUUCUGUUGCCCAUAUAUCAUCAGGUAGCCAUUCAGUUUGCUGACCUCCAUGACACGCCAGGCCGCAUGCAGGAGAAGGGAGUCAUCACUGAUAUCCUGGAGUGGCAGACGUCUCGUCAGUUUUUCUACUGGCGUUUGCGACGGUUACUAUUGGAGGACACAGUGAAGAAGAAAAUCCAGUGUGCUAACAGCGAGCUAACCGACGGACAGGUUCAAGCUAUGUUGCGCCGCUGGUUUGUGGAAGCGGAGGGUGCUGUGAAAGCAUAUAUGUGGGACAGUAAUGAGGAGGUGGUAGAGUGGUUGGAGAGGCAGUUGGCAGAAGAAGAGGGUGCCAGAUCUGUCAUCGAUGAGAAUAUCAAAUAUAUCCGCAGGGACCACAUUCUCAAACAGAUCCGCAGCUUGGUUCAAGCUAAUCCCGAGGUGGCCAUGGACUCCAUUGUUCACAUGACCCAGCACAUCUCCCCAACACAGCGUGCCGAGGUGGUCCGCAUACUGUCCAGCAUGGAUGCCCCCGCCUCCUCAUAGAGCAUCUACACAAUCAUCUCAGAUGUCCGCUUCUAAUGCUAUGACUGGAAACUAGGACCAGAUGAGCCAACAUGGCAGUGCUGUGAUUAACACUGUGGGCUAUGAUUCUGUUGAGGUGUUAUGUCAGAAAUAUACUGCGUUUGUCCUCUAGAAAACAUUUACAGAUAUCAAUGCGCACCUUUAGACACUUUAGUCAAAAAAAAUUUCAUGCAUUUUUUUAUUUAUACUUUUUGGCAAUCUAGUCAAGUGCACUUUGAUAAAUAAGCAAAGACCAAUUGUUAUAGACAUAGAAAAUAAAUACUUGUGGGAUUUUUUUAACACUUAAUAGGCACUGUAGAAGGCAAUUGAGAGUGUUACUGUAUGAGAGUGUUUAGCAGUUUACAGCUUUAAAGUAAAAAAAAUUUAUACUAGACUUAGGCUUUGCAUGAUAAUUUUUCAGCCACACAAACAACAGUGCAGAUGUUGAGAUGUUGGAUGUCUCAUUGUCUUGCACACUGUUUACACUAAAAGUGAGCAAUUUGAGACUCAAACAGAUUGACAGUUUGUUGCAGUGUGAAUGCAGUAUUUCUUUACAUGCAGAUGGUCGAGUGAACCAUAUGACCGCAUCAGCUUGUUGCAUUCUCUUGUGGCUUAAACAACACAUUGAUUUUUAAAAGAAAUGUAUAUCACUGAUAUUGUGCUAUUAUGCUGUUUUUAGCAUAAUUACAUAAUGCUGAGUUGUCAUGACUAAUUUAUUAAACAAUUUAAAAAAACUAGGUGAUUUGCACUUUAGUUAAGACGGUGCAUUAUACUGUAAGAGCAUCUGCACAUUUUUAGCUGAAUUUCAUUGUCACCAUUUGAAUUCUAGAAUGACAUACGAAGUUGUAGUUUGUGUCUUGCAUGGGUGAAUGAGUAAUACAAUUCUCAUGUCAUCAUGGUUGAUGGCUGCAGCCGCUACUGGAAAACCUUGAGAUACCUCUCCAGUGCUAAGCACUAUAGCUUGACUCAGUAAACAUGCCAACAUUGUGAUAUGACAUCUGCUUUAAUCCUCGAUAAGUGUUUCUAAAUGUGUUCCUGAACGCAAUCGGAAGACUGUCUAAAUGGAGAAUUUCCUGUGUCCAAAAAUAAUUGAAUAAAAUAUAUGAUCUA